AAGGAACGGGAGAGAAGGGAGAGAAGAGGCAGGAGAGGAGGUGGAGAGAGCUCGAAGCUGGAGACCGGCAGAGAGGGGGCGCGGAGGAGGCGACGGAGGAGGGAAGGCAGAAGCCGGAGGCAGGAAGGAGCAGAGAAGGGCGAGGAGGAGGAGGGGGAGAAGCCGGAUGGAGACCCGGAGUUAGGGGGCCUGGGAGAGCUUAAUGAAAAGAAGACGAAGAGGGGGUGUGGAUUAGAGCCGAGAGGUAGCCCUGGGAGAAGCAGAAGGCCGAGAGAGGAGUAGGAAGAUCAAGAGGCAGUGGGUAGAGGGGGACUGGGGGUUCGGGGAAAGGAGGAGAGGAAGGAGGAAAGGCACAGAGAGAAGGGGAGGAGAGAGGAGUGGAUUUGGGGGGCUCAGUCCCCAGCUGCCUUGGCAUUUGGGAAACUGGGUCUCCCUGUGGGGAGGAGAGAAAGGCUGGAAGUACUGGAGGGACAGUCCCAGAAAAAGGGAGAGAGGAGCUGAAGGGGAGCAGGGCACUGGGAAGGGGCUGCUUGGAGGCCUCCCGGGGAUGGGAGGUGCGGUUCGUCUGAGUGCCCCUCGAGCGCUGGUACUCUGGGCCGCACUGGGGGCGGCAGCUCACAUCGGACCAGCACCUGACCCCGAAGAUUGGUGGAGCUACAAGGAUAAUCUCCAGGGAAACUUCGUGCCAGGGCCCCCCUUCUGGGGCCUGGUGAAUGCAGCCUGGAGUCUGUGUGCAGUGGGGAAGCGGCAGAGCCCUGUGGAUGUGGAACUGAAGAGGGUCCUUUAUGACCCCUUUCUGCCCCCGCUGAGACUCAGCACUGGGGGAGAGAAGCUCCGGGGAACUCUGUACAACACCGGCCGCCAUGUCUCCUUCCUGCCUGCACCCCGGCCCGUGGUCAAUGUGUCUGGGGGUCCUCUCCUUUAUAGCCACCGACUCAGUGAACUGCGCCUGCUGUUUGGAGCACGCGACGGAGCUGGCUCUGAACACCAGAUCAACCACCAGGGCUUCUCUGCUGAGGUGCAGCUCAUUCACUUCAACCAGGAACUCUAUGGGAAUCUCAGCGCUGCCUCCCGGGGCCCCAAUGGCCUGGCCAUUCUCAGCCUCUUUGUCAAUGUGGCCGGUAGCUCAAACCCAUUCCUCAGUCGCCUCCUUAAUCGUGACACCAUCACUCGUAUCUCCUACAAGAAUGAUGCCUACUUUCUUCAAGACCUGAGCCUGGAGCUCCUAUUCCCCGAAUCCUUUGGCUUCAUUACCUAUCAGGGCUCUCUCAGCACCCCGCCCUGCUCGGAGACUGUCACCUGGAUCCUUAUUGACCGGGCCCUCAAUAUCACCUCCCUCCAGAUGCACUCCCUGAGACUGCUGAGCCAGAAUCCUCCGUCCCAGAUCUUCCAGAGCCUCAGCGGUAACGGCCGGCCUCUGCAGCCCUUGGCCCACAGGGCCUUGAGGGGCAACAGGGACCCCCGGCACCCCGAGAGGCGCUGCCGAGGCCCCAACUAUCGCCUGCAUGUGGAUGGUGCCCCCCAUGGUCGCUGAGACUCCCCUUCGAGGAUGGCGCCUGCCGGUCUCAAGCCUCCCCUCGAGGGGAAGGGAAUCACCCACAAAACAAAGCUAUUAAAGGGAAAGAAUACUUCCUGUU
This is a messenger RNA of Galeopterus variegatus (Sunda flying lemur), 1637 nucleotides long. It is a transcript of the gene CA11, whose product is annotated as carbonic anhydrase XI. Gene Ontology annotation, molecular function: zinc ion binding; carbonate dehydratase activity. The record is from RefSeq and is a predicted model, not a curated record. Lineage: Eukaryota; Metazoa; Chordata; Mammalia; Dermoptera; Cynocephalidae. The transcript is spliced from 9 exons. The coding region runs from base 548 to 1534 and encodes 328 amino acids.